AUUCCUCUUGCGAUGACAGUCAGCUAUCUGAUUCGCAUGUCCUCCUACGACUUCAUAUAUCUCUGAAAAGCCUAUUGUGCCCGCCAACAACGCCAACUCCUCUCGAGCGACCCUCGUGCUCCCGUAUCCCGCAAUAUCCACCCCGAAUCGAUCGCCUCCCUCCCCGCUCGACGCAAAGAAUCCGAUGCCCCAAUAAUAAUCGCUCGCAUUUUUCCUGACUCGGGCCUGGGCAAACCCGCCACUUGAUACCGUCACUGGAGGCUUGGGAUGGCUUCGAACCACGACGAGGCCUCCUCGAGGCAAAGCAUAGAUGAGCACUCGCAGCCAUCCAACUCCAAUACGGCAACCUCUCCCCCGCCGACCACAUCCCCCGGACCGCCAGAAGAGUCUGCCGCUGGCGCUGCCGAGAGAGUAUAUCCAAUCCGAUCGAUUAUUUCUGUCGAUACCUCGUCGAACAGACAAUCUUCGCGAGACGUGACUUCUCCCACAAGGGGAAUUGGGACAGGAGCCAGACAGCUUUCUAUCAUUGAUUCUCAAACCUGGGACCAGUUGCAAGCACAGCGGAAUUCGACAAUUGGGAACCCUCCUACCGGCAACGAGACUCCAGUAGCCUCCCAAGGAGCUCCAGGAAUCCCUGUUUCGUCCUCGGAAAAUACAGAACAACCGUCGGAGAGGCCGAGGAUCGAUGAUUCAAAUAGGACGUCUUCCGAUGAGAUCCGGUUGGGAAGAAAUGAAAAUCGGCCCUUGAUUACCCAGCGAUUUGAACAUGUUAUCACCGAACAAGGCCAUGCGAUCAUAACAGGGCGAUCCAGUGAUGGCUUCAUGGCCUGCGAAGAUGAACCCAUCCAUACUCCAGGUGCAAUACAAAGCUUCGGUGCGUUGGUUGCGCUGCGCGAGGAAUCCGAGGGUAUUCUCGCGGUUCGCCUCGCCAGUGAAAACACCAAGCUUAUACUCGGGUACUCACCACGGAAGCUCUUCGGACUCGAAAGUUUCACCGAUAUCAUGCUUGAAGACCAGGCCGACAUCUUGCAGGACCACAUUGACUUCAUCCGGGAGGACACGUACGACCCCUGCGCAGACGGCCCGGAGGUGUUUGUGUUAUCUCUUUUUGGACCCGUUGGCCGACCGAUCCGGCUGUGGUGCGCCGUUCAUAUCAAUCCCGCCAAUAAAGAUCUAAUUAUCUGCGAGUUCGAGUUGGAGGAUGACAGGAAUAACCCACCGCACCCUUCAGAUCAGUCGGUAAAUACGACGCCAACGGAUACUCUGGGGGUCGACUUCACACCGGAGCAACUGGCUGCUAGCACAUUGACUGUCAGCCAGCCUUUGCGGGUGCUUCGAAAAGCGCGCGGAAGACGCGGUGAAGCGGCUGCCAUGGAAGUCUUUGGUAUUAUAAGCCAGAUUCAGGACCAGCUUGGUCGUACCGAAACUCUGGAUGCAUUACUCAAUACGACAGUUGGAAUCGCCAAAGAACUGACGGGCUUUCACCGUGUCAUGAUCUAUCAGUUUGACAUCGACUGGAACGGUAUAGUGGUAGCCGAAUUGGUAGACCCUAGUACCAGCAAGGAUCUAUACAAAGGGCUUCAUUUUCCAGCCACGGACAUUCCUAAACAGGCUCGUGAUCUCUAUCGGAUAAACAAAGUCCGUAUACUUUACGACCGUCAUCAGGUCACUUCUCGGUUGGUCUGCCGGGCCAAGGAAGACCUGGAACAUCCGUUGGAUUUGACACACUCCUAUCUACGUGCCAUGUCGCCUAUUCACGUUAAGUACCUCGCCAACAUGGGGGUUCGCGCUUCUAUGUCUAUCAGCAUUGAUGGACCGCACGCACUAUGGGGUCUGAUCUCAUUGCAUACUCAUGGUGAACACGGCAUGAGAGUCUCCUUCCCGCUCAGAAAAAUGUGUCGUUUGAUUGGAGACACUCUAUCGCGAAACAUCGAGCGUCUUUCAUAUGCCUCUCGCUUGCAGGCGCGCAAACUCAUCAACACCGUUCCUGCAGACGCAAAUCCUUCAGGGUAUAUAAUCGCAUCGUCAGAUGAUUUGUUGAAAUUGUUCAAUGCAGACUAUGCCGCAUUGUCUAUCCGAGAAGAGAUCAAAACUUUAGGAGGAUCAACGCGCUCGCAAGAAGUUUUGGCAUUGCUGGAAUACCUCAAAGUCCGCAAAUUCAAUUCCGUUCUUGCUUCUCACAACGUGAAAAGGGAUUUUCCCGAUCUGCACUUCCAACCCGGUUUUAAAACGAUUUCCGGUAUGCUGUAUGUGCCAUUAUCAGCUGAUGGUAUGGACUUCAUUGUCUUCUUCCGCCGAGGACAGCUAACCGAAAUCAAAUGGGGUGGGAAUCCGUACGCGAAGAAGUUCGUCGGGAACCAUUUGGAGCCACGCGGCAGUUUUCAGGUUUGGAAAGAAACGGUUUUGGAUCAGUCUCGUGAAUGGACCGAGUCGGAGGUGGAGACAGCAGCCAUCAUGUGUCUAGUGUACGGCAAGUUCAUUAAAGUGUGGCGACAGAACGAGGCCGCUCUACAAGACUCGCAGUUGACGAAGCUUCUUUUGGCCAACUCCGCUCACGAAGUCCGAACCCCAUUGAAUGCCGUGAUCAAUUACCUGGAAAUCGCCUUAGAGGGUACACUUGACAAUGAGACUCGUGACAAUCUCACCAAGUCUUACUCGGCUUCUAAAUCCCUCAUCUAUGUUAUCAAUGAUCUCCUUGACCUCACCAAUGCCGAAAAGGGCCAGAAUCUAAUCAAGGACGAAUCGUUCGAUCUGCCAUUGACUUUCAGAGAGGCAACAGACAUGUUCCAGUCGGAAACUAGGCGAAAAGACAUCAACUUCACCGUUCUGCAGCACCCCGGGCUUCCUAAGGUUGUACUUGGGGAUCAGAGGCGUGUCAGACAGGCCAUCACGAAUCUGAUCUCUAAUGCCGUUCAGCAUACGUCUGCAGGGGGUGUCACUGUGGAAAUAUCUCGUUCUCCCGCCAACGCCGACCCAGGCACUGCUGUGGUACAGGUAGUGGUCCAUGACACAGGUUCUGGGAUGUCUCAUGAUACACUUGAGACUCUUUUCCAGGAAUUGGAGCAAAUUUCUGAAGUAAACGACAAUGAUAUUCUUGAUCAAGAAGAAAAGUCACUCGAUGCAGUUAUGGAAGAGCAGGAAAAGCGGGUCUUGGGAUUGGGACUUGCGCUGGUGUCUCGAAUUGUCCGUAACAUGCACGGCCAACUCAGCGUUCGAUCAGAAGAGGGCAGAGGCAGCCGUUUCCAGAUUUCGCUCCAGUUCACAGUUCCAGAAGGUCAAACUCCGUCCAGUCGACGCGAAUCACACAUCCCCAUCUGCACUAUCGAGCCGAAGACGCCGCUUCAGUCGAAAGAGGAGUUCAUUCUUGUGGACGGCCGAUCUCCUCCCAGUGAAAAAAGGCGUAGUGGCGCCAGUCAGCGCAGCGGAGAAAGUGCGAGGGACUCAAAGAGCGACUCUGAAUCGGUUACCAAGAUGCCAGAAGACCCAGUGACAACCGAGGAAACACCAAGCAAAGACCCCGAGACACAAGCAGAGCCUGACGUCCCGCAAGAAGAACAUGUCGACAUCCCGCCCACUGAUGAAAUGCCAAUCGCCCAAGAUCUAGCUACUCUGGACCCACCGCCCAGUGUUGAGGAAUCGGGUGUGCCACAGGAGACCUCAGAAUCUGCUCCUGCGGAACCAGAGAAUCCCCAGGUUGAACAAGCUCCUGAAACUCAAACCAGCGAGAAACCUGUCAAGCCUCCCACGCCAACUUCCCCGACUACCACCCAAACCCUCCGUGUACUAAUCGCGGAAGACGAUCCUAUCAACGGCAAGAUCCUACAAAAGCGUCUCACGAAAACUGGCCACUCCAUGCAACUGACCCUCAAUGGCGAGGAAUGUGCUGCUGCGUAUCGUGCAGAUCCUGCAGCAUAUGAUGUCAUCUUGAUGGACAUUCAGAUGCCCAUCGUCGACGGCAUGAAAUCGACACAAAUGAUUCGCGAGUUCGAAAACGAGUCUUCAGCAAACGACCUCUCUCAAAUCUCCCAGCGAAACGGCCGCAUCCCCAUCUUCGCCGUUUCAGCUUCUCUCUUGGAGAAAGAUUCUCAAUCCUACACCGACACCGGCUUUGACGGCUGGAUCAUGAAACCAAUCAAUUUCACACGACUCAACUUCCUUUUUGACGGCCUUCACUUUGACGACGCCCGAAACAGUGCCACUUACCAACCCGGCUACUGGGAAAACGGCGGCUGGUUCACGAAACGACAAACGACAUGAAGUUAUGUCACGUUCUGAGCGACGUGAUAAAAGCAUCUUUCCACUUUUUUCUAUUGUUUUUGGCGUCGAAUCUAACGAACCCUUGUAUACGAUAUGGGAUCUGAUUUUGUUGGUGGCAUUUUCUUCCUUUGUUUUUUUUUAUCGGGAUCAUUUCUUUUCUCAUCAUGAGGCCUGAGCUUUUUCUUCUCUCACAUAUUUCUGUUUCAAAAUAUACCCCAUGAGUUAUCUUCUGUGUUUUUCUAUUUUAACUUUUAACCAUAGAUGGUGUUUCUGCGGGAGUUGGAAGCCCAUCGUGACGUGAUAUCUAG
Molecule: messenger RNA, 4565 nt
Organism: Aspergillus steynii IBT 23096
Lineage: Eukaryota; Fungi; Ascomycota; Eurotiomycetes; Eurotiales; Aspergillaceae
Gene: fphA
Product: putative sensor histidine kinase/response regulator
Exons: 2
Coding region: 268-4257 (1329 amino acids)
Biological process (GO): regulation of DNA-templated transcription; detection of visible light; phosphorelay signal transduction system
Molecular function (GO): phosphorelay sensor kinase activity; protein binding
Source: RefSeq, a predicted model, not a curated record